Penicillium verhagenii is the source of this 1407-nucleotide messenger RNA. RefSeq names its product Zn(II)2Cys6 transcription factor. The transcript has 2 exons. The record is from RefSeq and is a predicted model, not a curated record. Bases 1 to 1407 code for a protein of 468 amino acids. Gene Ontology annotation, cellular component: nucleus. Gene Ontology annotation, molecular function: transcription cis-regulatory region binding; zinc ion binding; DNA-binding transcription factor activity, RNA polymerase II-specific. Gene Ontology annotation, biological process: positive regulation of transcription by RNA polymerase II. NCBI's taxonomy places the organism in Eukaryota, Fungi, Ascomycota, Eurotiomycetes, Eurotiales, Aspergillaceae.
AUGGGGGCUCGGUCUCGCUUCGGGUGUUUGUCCUGCAAGCAUCGCAAAAAGAAAUGUGAUGAACAGAAACCUAUAUGCACGGCCUGUUUGCGCAAUAGUCUUGGCUGUGUGUGGCCAGACCCGAUUACGGAUACCCAGAGAGGAUUUGCAUCGCGACUGCAGCCAUUGAACACGCGCCCUACCAUUGAAUUGGACGCGCGGACCCUCGUUCGUGCUGCACAUCCUGAUUUCCCGACUGGGUCCAUUCCCUCGUGUCCAGCUAAUUUUGCUCUACCCGGAUCUAUCGCGCAAGCAUCUGAAACUUGGAGACUUCUUGACCAUUACCUGAAGGAUACUGCGAAUCGGUUGGCGUGUUUGCAAGACAGCCAAAACCCGUUCCUUCAUACACUGCUUCCGGCUGCUCUCAAUGACGAACUUUUAAUGAACGCAAUUCUGGCCCUAUCUGGGGUCCAUAUGAUGCAGCGAAUGCCUCAAUUAGAUCGGGAUCUGCAGACUCUCACCUGGUCAAGUUACAAUCGGGCAUUGAAGCAGCUGCGAGUGGCAUUGUCAACGGAUUUUAAUGGGCCCGUCAGUGUAGAUGCGGCUUGGCGCGCGCUACUCGUUGUUCUAAUAUUUUAUUUGUUAGAGGCUACUAGAGGCACUGAUCAUAAUGCCAUGCAAAAGCACCUCGACGGUGCACACCAUUUGAUGACCUAUGUCAAUCGUUUUGGCUCUAGUGCUACUCAUUCUAGCAUUGUGUCGCUAGUGACGGAGCUCUAUGUAUACAACUCUUCUCUGGCAUCAUUCACAGUGAACUGCCCGCCCUCGUCAUUACCCAAGUAUUUGUUGAUUAGUUCCUCCACCAUACCUAUCAGUACAUAUGGCGUGAUGUGCGGUUGCGCUUAUGAACUUUUCACUUAUAUACCAAAGGUCUCCGCUCUUCUAUGGGAAUUCGCCUCCCAUGAACCGGUGCUGCCAAAAAGAAGCUGCAUUAUUGAAUACCAUGCUCUGCGUGCUCAAGUCGCAAAGUGGAAGCCCCAUAGCGAACAACGAGACAUGGUUCUCUGCGCAGAACUUUAUCAACAGAGCCUGCUUUUGCUUUUGGAUUCCCACUUUGCUGGUGAUGAAACUCAAAUUAACAUUGAAAAUGCCUUUCAGAGGCUCCAGUCACUGAUAUCUCACCUGUCUCCAACUUCCCCCAUUGCAACGACAGCCACAUGGCCUCUUUUUGUGUUUGGAACAUUUGCCAGUCAUGAUCACCACAAAGUUUUGAUUAGAAUUUACUUACAAGAACUUAUAAAGGAAUUUGGAAUGGGUGUCAUGUCAACAGCUCUGGAUCAAUUGCAGGAAGUUUGGAAGGAGGAGCCUGAUCCAAAUACGGUCAGCAGGUUUUUCUCCAAUCAAAACAAUGUAAUAUUGAUUUGUUGA